Messenger RNA from Adineta steineri, 4422 nucleotides. The record is from the annotation of a GenBank genome assembly. NCBI's taxonomy places the organism in Eukaryota, Metazoa, Rotifera, Eurotatoria, Adinetida, Adinetidae.
AUGAAUAAAUCAAUCUAUGAAAUAUCAUUAACAUUACCAAAUGAACAGUAUCUGAUGCAAUCAAUGAAUAAUACACAAAUAUCAUAUUCAUCUUCUCCUUUCACUUGUAUUCAUCAUGAGUUUGUAUAUCAAGUAGUGAAACAUCCACAAAAACUAGCAGUUGAACUAGAUGAACAAUCAUUGACAUAUUGUGAACUUUUUGCUUAUGUUCAGAUGUUAGCUGUCCAUCUUUUAGAUGAAUAUGGUAUCAUUCCAAGUGAAGUUAUCUCGCAAUGUGUGGAACGGAGUCUAUCUAUGAUCAUUGGCAUGAUGGCAAUUGAGAUGGCUGGUGGUAUAUAUUUUCCAUUGUCAUUUCGAGAUCCAGUAAAUCGUCUGCAUAUGCUUUUACAACAAACACAAAGUCGUCUUAUUCUUUUCCAUUAUCUGACAAAAAAUAAAUUUAACGAUAUUAUCACUAUGUUAAACAUUGAUUUCAUAUUGGUUAAUAAUAGUUUAUUUCAACAUAUUAAUAUUGAUCAAUUAUCAUCUGUUCAUGUGACUAUCAAUAACAUAGCCUACAUUAUAUUUACAAGUGGUUCGACAGGAAUGCCAAAAGGGGUUCAAGUUCGACAUAGGAAUUUCUUUCAAUGUAUCUAUUCUCUAGUGUGUAUUGAUUCAUUUACUAACAAUGAUACAGUGAUUCAAAUGGCAAGAUGUUCGUUCGACAAUCACAUUCAAGAAAUUAUUGGUUCAUUGAUAAUUGGAGCUACAAUAAUCAUGCUUCAUCCAAGAGGAACUGUUGAAUUGAACUAUCUUGCUGAAAUCAUGAGAAACAAACAAGUUACUUAUAUGCACUCUGUACCAAGUUUACUUGGCAACUUUUUCACUUUCCUUAAACAGAAUAAUUGUUUACAUUUUGUAAAAUAUCUCAGAUCACUUUGUACUAUCGGUGAGCCAUGUUCUAUCAAGUUAGCCAAUUUAAUCCUCGCAGAUCCUACACAGCAUUUUAUUUUUUGGAAUUGGUAUGGUUUAACCGAAACUACUGUUAUUUGUACUUUCUAUCCCGUAAACAUUAAAGUCAAUACAGACAGUAUUCCAAUAGGACGUUCAUUUCCUAAUUAUCGCCAUUUGCUUUUGGAUAAUUUCCUACAAUCUGUCAUUAUUAACCAAGAAGGUGAAUUACUUAUAGGAGGUGUAGGUAUUUUUGCAGGUUAUCUUGGUCGUGAUGAUUUGACAAAUAGAGGACUAAUUGAAAUUGAUGGUGAACUAUUUUAUCGAACAGGUGAUCUUGUUCGAAUGGAUUAUAAUGGACUUCUUUAUUGUGUCGGUCGAAAGGAUUUUCAAAUUAAAUUACACGGACAACGAAUUGAACUUGGUGAAAUCGAAAGAUGUUUACUUAACAUUACAUCCAUCUCUGCUUGUGUUGUCAUGAAAUGGAAUGAUGACCAUCUAGUUGCUUAUGUUCAAUCUUCUUCUCAUAUGAAUGAAGAACAACUACGUCAACAUUCUCAAUCUUAUCUUCCACCACAUAUGAUACCAUCAAUAUUUAUUAUUCUUGACAAAUUACCUUUAAACCAAAAUGGAAAAGUUGAUCGAAAACUUCUUCCUUCACCUCACUUCUCAUCUAUACAUCUCGCAAACAAUAUCAAACUAUUACUACCAACAAAUGAUAUUGAAGUUAGUGUUCAUCACAUUUGGUGUGAUAUACUAAAACAAAAACAAAUCUCAGUCGAUAAAGACAUCUUCAGUAUCGGUGGUCAUUCACUUGUUAUUAUGAAAUUACUUCAUCGAUAUAAAGUAGAAUUUCAUUUAGAGAAUAGUUCUCUUUUAAUUACUGAUCUAUUUCAACGUCCAACCAUUAUUGAUCAUGCUAAAGUUAUUCAUCAAAUCAGCAACAUCAAACAGAAUAUUCACGAUUGUCGAUGGCUUUCUUUAUAUCUUACUCAAGCUCCAGUAUCUUAUGCUCAGGAACGUAUUUUCUUAGAUGAGCAAAUCCGAUUUUCGCCAGCUGAUAAUAAUACUAACAUAUAUGUUAUUCCAUUAAUUUAUCGUCUUCUAUCUGUGAAUGAUCAUAUAUCAAUUUCACGACUACAACAUGCAUUUCAAAGUGUUAUCACAAAACAUACUAUUCUUCGAACAGCACUUUAUCUUGAUAUCGAUGGUGUCAUUGUACAAGAUUGUCAAAACGCGAGUGUUCCGAUUGAUGAUAUCGAAACAUAUAGAUGCUCAAUAGUAAAUAUUUCUGAUGAUGACCAUGGAAAAAAUGAAAUUGUGAGGAAAAUACUAAAUCAAGCUGAUUUAUUUGAUUUAUCAAAAGGACAUGUUAUCAAUUGUCAUAUUCUUCGUCAAUAUCAGUCUAAUCAUUCAUUCACCCACAAUAACAAUCUUUUAACUAAAGAUGAUCUAAUACUAUUUACCAUUCAUCAUGCAAUGUUUGAUGGAACAUCAGUAUCAAUCUUCGCUCGUGAUCUUUCUCUUGCUUAUCAAUCUGAUGACGCAUUAUUUAUGGAAGAUAACUCGCUGGAAUAUAUGGAUUAUUCUGUUCAUGAGCAUAUCAUGGAUAUGUCAUUAUCUCGUGAAUUCUGGCAUUCUCAACUUAAAAGAUACAAUAUCGAAUGUUCAUUAUCAUUACCAGUUGAUCGACAACGUUCAUCAAUUGAUCAUCAACGAUCAGGGUUAGCUUCUUCAGCUCAAAUCACUUUUGAUAAUGAAAUAUGUGCAUUAUUUCUAAACUAUGCAUCAUCACAUCAUCUCACACUUUUUCAACUUGGAAUAUCUGUAUUCUAUAUCUUCCUUUACAAAUUAACUCAUGGUCAAACUGAUCUAUGUAUUGGUUCUAUUAAUGCUAAUCGAUACCGAAGUGAAUUAGUGAACAUGAUUGGAAUGUUUGUAUCAACAUUACCAUAUCGUUUAGAAAUCGAUUCUCAUUGGUCAUUUGAUGAAGUAGUUAAACAUGUACGAGAGAAAUGUUUAUCAAUUCUUGAACAUUCUCAUUAUCCAUUACAACAUAUUCUUGGUGACAAUCGAUUAAAUCAAUCGAAUAUAUCGUUUCUUGAGACAAUGUUUGAUUUUAUUACUGUGUCAGAAGAUAUGGGAUAUUUAUGUUUGAGUGAUGCAAAUUUAGAACGAAUAUCAUUAGAACAAUCAGCUGAAGUGUCGAAAUUUGACUUCUCAUUAACAUUUGAAUACAAUCCAUUAUCAGAUAACAAGAGAUUAUCAUGUGGUUUUGUUUGUUCACAUGAUCUGUUUGAAAAAUCAACUAUUUCAAAAAUGGCUCAAAGAUUUCAGUAUAUGUUUGAGCAACUGUUUCAAACACAAUCAAAGAACAUUCCUGCGAUGAAUGUGAGUUCAUCGAUUAAUAAACUAUCUCUUAUUCUUCUUGAGGAAGCUGAAGAAAUGGAAUCAAUCAUGUUUCAUCGACUGCAGAAUAUUAUGAAUGAAGCACCGGCAUCAUUUGCACAAGCUCUACUAUGGCAUAAUGAAUCUAUUUAUUUUACUCCUAACAUAUCACAAGUGCCAAUCCACAACAUGCCUUUUGUUUAUUCUCUCCACUCACAUCAUACAUUAUCAGUACAGCAUCUUCAUCAUGCUCUUCAACAAAUUGCCAUAAAACAUGAAUCUCUUCGAACAUCACUCAUCUUUCACACAGAAAACAAUCGAGUCAUACAAAAAAUCAUCGAAUUCAACCAAAAUCACAAUACAUUAUUUACAUUUGUUGAAAGCACUUAUACAACACAUGAGCAACUCAGUGAUAUUAUGCAUGAAGAAAGACAUAAUCCUCAACUUUUUGAUCUUGCUCAAGGUCUUGUCUUUCGAUGUCACCUUGUUUACUACAAACAAAUCUCUUUAGAGCACCUUCUUUCUGACAAAGAUCUGAUUAUUUUCAAUUUUCAUCACGGUUUAUUUGAUUUCCUAUCAAUGAAAGUAUUUCUUCAGGGCCUCAGUCAAGCAUAUACAACAGGCCAAUUAUUAUAUAACAAUAACACUCUUCUACGUUACCUUGAUUAUGCUGUUAUUGAACAACAAAUGGCAAUGACUGGUGCAAGCAUGUUUUGGCUUGAUGCUCUUCAUGAUUGUAAACUUGAUCAGCCUUUAUCAUUACCAUUUGAUCGAUAUCGUCUCUCAAAUGAACAUCGAACUGGCCGUGAAACAUCUAUUUCAUUUGAUUUUGGUCAAGAUCUUUCACGUGAUUUUCUUACUCAUGCAUCAUCAAACAACAUAUCACCUGAACAUCUCACAUUUACUAUUUAUUUCAUCUUUCUAUUUAGAUUAACCAAUGGACAAACAGAUCUAUGUCUAGCUAUGAACAUUCAUAAUAAUCGAUAUAGAGAUGAACUCAAAUCAAUCAUUGGACUGUUUGAGAAUGUCAUUCCAUUACGAUGUCAAUUAGAUCCACACUGGUGUUUUCAUCAGUUACUCGAACAUGUUCGAGAGGUAACAACA